Messenger RNA from Penicillium crustosum, 1104 nucleotides. RefSeq lists its product as uncharacterized. The coding region runs from base 1 to 1104 and encodes 367 amino acids. The record is from RefSeq and is a predicted model, not a curated record. The transcript is spliced from 2 exons. NCBI's taxonomy places the organism in Eukaryota, Fungi, Ascomycota, Eurotiomycetes, Eurotiales, Aspergillaceae.
AUGAUAAUUCCAAUCACGGCCAUUCUCGCAUUGGCAUCCUUGGUACCAGCCGUUCCGGUAGAGGGAGAUAUCUUUGCUCGUACCUCAAUCGAUGACCCCUUCACGCUACAAGGAAUGAAUGCCGCAGCUCGCGAACUGGAUGCCCGUAUGGAGAAAAUAUCCACUGCUCUGGACAUUCGAAGUGAGAACCCUGCAGCCCGCGCCUUGAUGGAACUGGAGAGUAGAAAUCCUCCUGGCACCCGCGAAGUGGGGGCACCUAGAUUUAGUGCCCAGCAAUAUACCGGAGCCCAAGCGGUGGUAUGGUAUACUGCAUUAUCUGCAACAAGCCUCUGUGCUGUGUUCGGCGGUGGGGCGGCUUGUACUGCUCUUUUCCCAUUCAUAGUCGGUAUCAUGAAUGUCGUAAUCUACAUCGGCGCGAUGAGAAACGGCGAUAUCUCAAGGGGAUCUAGAUAUGUUGCAGGAUUGCUGGGCACCAAUGCCAUACUGAGUGAUAUCGAAAUGGGAAACUUGACCCCGAGCGAAGAAGAUCAGGCGAAUCGAUUGCUUUCGGACACGCCUUUCAAUUCUAAGCGAAGUCUACUCGAGGAGGAACACUUAAAUGUGGCCCGACUCUUUGAAGGAUCCAAUCUAGAAUUUGAUCGUAUCGAGCUCGAGGACGUUUCAUCCUUGAACCAACAGAAGCGAAGCCUUGACUCGCCUGAUCUCACGCAUCGCAUGAUGAUCCGAGGUGCCAAACUGAACGAUCUGUCGCAUGAUCUAGCGUUUGACCGGUACAGCAAUGGCCAGUCGGGAAUAUCUUUCAACUUCAAUGACACCAAUUUCGGCGGAGAGUCAGAGCUGAAUAAGCGCGAUCUAUCUGAUGUUGGAUUGAAGGUGACGUUCUCAUAUCCUCAAGGACAGAAGAUUGAUAAAGGUGACUCCUUGAGGGCAGACCUUUCCCAUGGAAUUGCAAAGCAUUGGAGUGAGCUUGCUUUCAGUCAGACUGGCUGGAGUGAGUACCUUGGUUCGAUUUUAGAUUCGGAUCGAAACUCAGUGGUGAAGUACCGCAUUCAAGUCACGAAAGGCGAGCCCAGCUCUAGCCCUGAAGACCUCUCUGGCAAUUAA